CUCCCACUAUGGCACCCAGUGCUCCCCCUUCAUCAAUCAGAGCCACAAUCUGAACUCUGAUCGUCUCGGCUGGGUCAGUGUCUAGGACCUUCUCCAGAGUCUGUGGUCGGUGUGUGGUCGGUAAGCUCGAAGCUACCUCUGGGUCAAGUGAGGACCCCCGGACUGCCAUCAACCCAGCUGGAAUUUCGAAUAGCGUCGACGCACGUGUCUAGGCUCAGGCUCGCUCACCGUGCUCUUCAGCAACAGUUGACGGCUAGCCGUGCGUUCCGUCUGUACAGUAGCUCAGGCGCCAGCCUAACCAUGCAGCAUCACGGCCGUUCGCACAGUCGUUCGUGUUUCGACGGAAAACAGGCUUUUCCAGACUUGUCGGACCUUUUGCUUCCAAUCUCAGUGCUCUUCCGACACCAUCUUCGGAGUCUUGCCUCGUUCUCAUUCUGCCAUCUUCACCACCCGCCAGCGAUCCCUCCCUCUCGUGCUUCUUCGCAUGCCGUUUCCGAAGUACCUGGUGGAGACAUUUGCGUGUAUCUGGAGACACUGUGGAGUCGACAGAUCUCGGUUCAACAAGUCCUUGAACCCAAACAUCCUUGCACAACAAGCCUGACAAGGAGUCAACGUGAACUGUCGCCCCGUUCGCCAGUUCUGGAACCCCAAGGCUGCCCCAGUUGUCAGUCUCGGCAGACACAAGACACAACCCACUCUCGAUCUCGUCGUCGACCUGACGUCACAACGACUCAGCCAACCCCCUUCCGCCUUGCAGGCCUUGCAGAACCGCUGCCCGCGCCCCGGGAGCAAUCAGAAAACCUCUGCCCGCGUGUAUCGACCAAGGGGUGCACCGAGAGAAACGCCCUCACGCGCACUCGACAGCAACACCGAACACCGUCUCUCCUCACUCCUCACUCUCUCUCAACCGCCGCCCAGACUCUCUGAAGCAAGCAAGCAGGCCGAUCGAUCCUCAGGUGGGUUGCCGGCUCUCCAUUCCUUCGCACAGCUGGCGGUCCUGGCCUCGC
Molecule: messenger RNA, 1007 nt
Organism: Colletotrichum phormii
Lineage: Eukaryota; Fungi; Ascomycota; Sordariomycetes; Glomerellales; Glomerellaceae
Exons: 1
Coding region: 301-927 (208 amino acids)
Source: RefSeq, a predicted model, not a curated record